This is a messenger RNA of Hermetia illucens (black soldier fly), 1282 nucleotides long. RefSeq lists its product as uncharacterized. The transcript has a single exon. NCBI's taxonomy places the organism in Eukaryota, Metazoa, Arthropoda, Insecta, Diptera, Stratiomyidae. The record is from RefSeq and is a predicted model, not a curated record. Bases 88 to 1197 code for a protein of 369 amino acids.
UGUCUUAAUUGCAUUUUAUUCACGUCCAGAUGGUGUCUGCGCGUUCUUUAUGAACGCAAACUGACAUAAACGACAGUUUUGCAUUAGAUGAAGGAUUUGCCUCCCAAAGUUUUGCCGAUGUUUCGCAUAGACGUCCUACCCGGAGAUUUAAUUCGAAUUGAAGCGGAAGGCUAUACGUCUGAGAUAUUUAAACCCUAUAUACAAAAUGGCAAAAUCCAUGUGUUUAAUUUAGUACCAUGCAAGGAAAAUCCGGCGCCUAAAGUCGCGGUUCGCGGUCGGAAGAUUUUGAACGAAAUAUCAAACUACAAUGGGAAAAAGAUUCAAGUUAUCGAGGAUAUAAGACUGAACAUUUCUGCUACUUCUAGUGAUGGCGGGAAUAAAGAGAAUUGUGGUAUUACACCGGUUAAAAGAGUGGCUUGGAAAGAAACUUUCGGCGAGGCGAAAAGUAAAGUGCAAAUUCAAGCAGCUGGAUCUACACCAUUACUCGGACCUAACGUGAAAGUGAUAAGGCUCCAUCGUAAACCCACAUCAAAUACCCCAAAGAAAGCAGGGAAACUUGCUUCCUCCUCAAGUCCCGCGAAUAAUACUCGGAAAGCUGUGUCUUCUCCAGUAGUAUAUUCGCGACAUGCAAAACGUAGUGCUCCUCCAGGAACAAUAACCAAGUGGCGAAAGUGUAUAACGCCCCAAAAGACAUAUUCCAGAUUUGCGCAAAGUGCGAAACGGGUGGGUAUUUCACCCGGGGUUAUAAGGCGCCACAGUAUGCUUCUGCAUCGAAGUAAAUGCAGUCGUUUUUCGAAAACUCCAGGUUUCUAUGGCGAUGCUCUUGUUCAAUUGAAACGGGUACCAGCCAUCAUUGAUCAGAAGACUAAGCUUAGUCCCCGCCGAUUCAAGCAACAACUUUGUGAUUGGUCUGAUCUAACGAGGACUGAUGCCGACGAGGUUGUACCGAAGACCAAGGCUGGAUACAAGAGUAGUCGAAAUCCAUUCCACUUGUUGACACACACCACAAGGAUACAUUGUUAUAGCGAACGACUUCAGCAAAUGUUCAGGAAAUGUUGUAUCCAGAAAUACGCGGCUACGGACAGAGGUUUUUCGAGAUUUGUUGAACCGUUAGAACCAUUGCAGAACGAGAUAAGACCCAAUAUACGACGCCAACUUUUGCCCGAUAUUUUGUCCACGGACGAUUCUGAUAGUUAGUAUUUAAAAGUUCUGUGUUACCCUAGAUUUUUAAGUUUAUUUAAUUGAUCUCUUUUGUAUUUUCUAAUAAACUUUUUUUCUAUAA